This is a messenger RNA of Dovyalis caffra, 816 nucleotides long. Lineage: Eukaryota; Viridiplantae; Streptophyta; Magnoliopsida; Malpighiales; Salicaceae. The record is from the annotation of a GenBank genome assembly.
AUGGCUGCAACUAUCUCAGUCCGGUCCAACCGUCUCUCUCCACCCGGUUCACCUUUCUCCCGACCACCGGUACACAAUCCCUCAUACUUAAAUCAAAUAAGAUCAUCAUUAAAAAAGGAACCAUAUUUUUGGAGAGGAGUAAUCGUAUCACCCAGGCGUAUUUUAGCGAGAGCAGGCUCAAGAGCCGACGACUCGUCGGCGCCGUUUGAGAUGUCCGUGGAGAACGCACUCAAGCUUCUCGGUGUACAAGACGGAGCAUCGUUCGAUGAAAUACUUCGCGCCAAAAAUUCCAUUGUUGCUACUUGUAAAGAUGAUCAGGAAGCUAUUGCACAGGUUGAAGCUGCAUAUGAUAUGUUGCUUAUGCGGAGCUUAACUCAGCGCCGAGCAGGAAAAGUCGCAAGUAGUAACAUUCGUUAUGCUGAUGUUAAACCUGUAAAUGGCCCCCGGAUAGGAUCAAUGCCACAGUGGCUGCAGACUACAGUUAAGAAUACACCUGUUUCAGUGGAAACGCCAUCAACUGGAGAGUUGGGCCUACAAGCAGGAGUAUAUGGAGCUUUGAUGGUUUUAACUUAUGUUAAUGGCACUUCCACCCCUUCUGUGGCACCUUAUGCUGGGGCUGAUGUUCCUGGGCUGAUAUUAGCUACAAGUUUCGGUGCUUCCUUGUACUUCAUGACCAAAAAGAAGGUGAAGUUAGGGAAAGCCACUGUAAUAACUUUAGGGGGCUUGUGGCUGGUGCAGUGGUGGGAUCGGCAGUUGAGAAUUGGUUGCAGGUGGACAUCGUUCCAUUUCUUGGCCUACACUCCCCAGCAGCUCUAG